AGUGACAAGCGAUUCAAAGUGAGUCUGGAUGAUAUGGAUAUGUGUUCUCUGAGGGCUUUAGAGGCGGACGGAAGUCCUUCCCGCAGUCUGCUCAAACUCAUUGGAGAUCAAGGAUGUAUGGUGGGUGAACUGGUGGAGUUUCUACAGAUCGUGGGUCAUACGGAUGCCCUGCAGUGUCUGAAACCUCCAGGAAUUCAAAUCCUCGUCCAGCCGCAGUCAGUGGCUGUCAUUGCCGGACACAACCUUCGUCUCAGUUGUUAUGCUGUUGGUGCUUCACAUGUGCAAUUCCAGUGGUUUAAGAAAACGGAAGAGGUACAUAACAGCUCCUCCCCAGACCUUGUGUUCAGUCCAGUCCGGCUCAAAGAUGCAGGGUUUUACAUCUGUCGGGUGAACUGUGGAAACGCAUAUGAGUUCAGUCACUGGGCCCAAGUAGAUGUCCUCGAUGUUCCACCAAGAUAUGGAUUAAUGUCUCUGGCUUCAGAGGGCAGGCCAAGGGUGCUGAUCCAGCCUCAACCUCAAAGGCUGCUGGUGGGAGAUCUGCUCUAUCUAGAGUGUGGAGCUAUUGGAAGACCCCUACCACAAUAUCAAUGGUACAGAAAUGGAGUGCCGAUCAAAAAAGCCACUAAGAGGAAGUACACUGUCAUGAAUUUGUUGCCAGAGCACCAGGGAAGAUAUCGCUGCGAGAUCUUCUGCAACAAUGAACGAACAUGGAGCAAUGAAGUUAAUGUCGUUGUCAUUGAUGAUUUUUUGACUUUUAAUAGGGAUUACAGUCUUGAGAAACCUUAUGCUACAGACAAAGUGGCUCUUCUGAUUGGUAACCUCACAUAUCGAAACCACCCACAGCUGAAAGCACCCAUGGUUGACGUGUAUGACCUCACCAAUCUGCUGCGACAACUGAACUUCAAAGUGGUGUCUCUGCUGGAUCUAACUGAGUCAGAGAUGAGGAACGCUGUGGAGGAGUUCUUGUCCCUGCUUCAUAAGGGAGUGUAUGGUUUGUUGUAUUAUGCUGGUCAUGGUUAUGAGAACUUUGGGAACAGCUUCAUGGUGCCCGUUGAUGCCCCAAACCCAUACCGCUCAGGCAACUGUCUCUGUGUUCAGAGCAUUCUGAAACUGAUGCAGGAGAAGGAGACUGGACUCAAUGUCUUCCUCCUGGACAUGUGCAGGAAAAGAAAUGUACAUGAUGACGCCAUGCCAAACGUUGUGCUCAAAGUUACAGCCAAUAUUGUGUUUGGAUAUGCCACUUGCCAAGAUGCUGAGGCUUUUGAAUUGAGUUCAAGUGGAUUCACCAAUGGAGUCUUUAUUAAAUUCCUGAAAGAGCGCCUCCUAGAGGAUGAGAAGAUAACUGUUCUGCUAGACAGAGUGGCUGAAGAUAUGGGUCAGUUUGACCCCACAAAGGGUAAGCAGGCUCUAGAGAUCCGCAGCAGUCUGUCAGAGAGACGUUCCCUCACUGAUCCCAUCCGCCCCGGGGACUACUCCGAUGCAGCCGAGGCACAGAACCUGCUCUGGUCUAAAGCACAUGAACUGCCAGAGAGUAAACUUCUGGACUUUGAGUGUGGAGUCCAGAUAAAAAUGGACUUUGCUGCUGAGUUUUCUAACGUGCUGGUCAUCUACACCAGCAUUGUGAAAAAGUCAGAGGAGAUGCUGUCGUGUCAGGCACACAUAACUGACCUCCCUUUGGACCUGGAUGUGGACCCUAAGCUGAUGAAUAAAGAAACUCUGGAGGAAACCGGAAGCUUCUUACUUUCAGGCAGUCUUCCUCAUCACUGCCUCUACACCAGACUCAGCUCACUGCAGAAACUGAAGGAGGAACUAGCUUUCACUGUCUGCCUACAAGUUCAGUUUAACUCCCUAGAUGAGCUAGUCCAGUGGAACAUGGACGUUAGCAUCGGCAAGCCCCUCACCGCCAAACUGGAUCUCAACCGUCCCACCAGGAAGAACAGCUGUCAGCUGACGUGUCUCAUUCCGCACAGCCCCUCGACCAGCCCCAGCCACAGCCCCGCGUCAGACCGCCGCUUCCACAGCCAGGGCCCCUGCUUCCCCCAGCUGUACGCCAACCCCUACCUCAACGUCUGUGAGCCUCUCCACGGAGCUGUAGGGGGUUAUGGGGACUUUCGAUUGUACGUUGACCAUACAUAUCAAUAUGAGAAUAUGCCAUGCUCACCCGUCCUGAACCCACCAAGUAUUCCCAUUGAGACCACUGAUGACAUUGACGACAUGCAGAAUGAGUUCAUGAAUAGUUUGCAGCUCUAUAACCAUCCCUGAGUGAGUACACAGUGUUAAACAGAUGAUUGAAGGGAUACUUCACACAAAAAUGAAAAUUCUCUCAUCAUUUACCCAUUCCAGAUGUGUAUGAUUUUCUUUCAACCGAUGAAUAGUGAGUCUAUAUAAUGCAAGUGUAUGGGAUCACCAAAGUUGGCACUUCAAAAACCACACAAAUUGAACUUGAUGGUAAUCCA
Sinocyclocheilus grahami is the source of this 2456-nucleotide messenger RNA. Its product is annotated as mucosa-associated lymphoid tissue lymphoma translocation protein 1. The transcript has 16 exons. The annotation marks the transcript as partial. Gene Ontology annotation, biological process: proteolysis. Gene Ontology annotation, molecular function: cysteine-type endopeptidase activity. The record is from RefSeq and is a predicted model, not a curated record. Lineage: Eukaryota; Metazoa; Chordata; Actinopteri; Cypriniformes; Cyprinidae.